GUCGAUUGUAGAUAAUGAACGUGAACAAUAAUCAAAUACAAAUUUCGUUACCUGCCUGUCAAUCAUAAACGUAAAUCCGUGCAGCUCAUGCUUCUUAUCUCCGCCUCGCGCACUCAGUCAUGAAGCUUUAAUACAGUGCUCAAUGCUGUCUGCCUUUUGUCCAAGGCAGGGGCGCGUUUCCAGAGCCCACCAGAGCCUCCAUUUGGUGGUUGUGCAGGACUUCUAUUCUUUGCUUGUGCUCAAUCAGGCCUGUACUAGCCAAUUCCCUUCUCGGGCUGGUGAAUUGCUCACACGACCAUGUCCGAGGAUCAUGGCCUUCGUCACAGCCAGUCUACCUUCACAGGAGGAGACCCCGUGCUUCUUAAUGGCCAAGUCCCUUCGGCGGGCUUGAAUAGGCCAAACUUCUCUGCAAAUCAAAGUCCUGCAAUGAGUAGUGCUGGGCAGCAGGUGCAAGCAUCGGUACAGGGGUCAGCGAGCAUUGGGGCUCAGCCCCAGGGUUAUGCAUUGCAGCAACAGCCAGCUGGAAUUGCUUCCUUGGACCAGCAAGUUCGUCCUGAGCAGCAUAGGCUGGCGCAACCGAGUGCGGAUGCGCGACCAGUUCCAGCUGGCACCCCAUUGUCAACGCCUGAGGGGGAGCGUGUCCCUGUAGCCACAUCUGUACUUCCAGCAGCAGCAGCUCCUCUAGCAGAUGGGAAUGAAGUUCCUGCCUCAGGGGUGUUCCAAGAAGGUGGCCAUACCAUGUUCCAAGACCACCCCCUCCAGUCGGAUGUAGAGACGGUGCAGGAGCCAAUCAUUGUGUCAGUGGGCGAUCACAGGGUGCGGUUGUCCUCUGAAGCGGACCCCAGCUCCUUGUACAGCUUGUGCCGGAAAUGGGUCCGAAACCGGCCGACGGACGAUGAGGAGCUGGGGUAUGCUCCGGUGGUGCCAUCCGUUCUGCCCAGGCCCCUCCCAUUGGAACCGCUCAGCCGGGAAACGGACGCUAACGGCGGACAGGAAGAGCGUGGUUUUAGUUUGGAGGAUACUAUCUCUGGAAGGCUGACGCCAAGAGAUCUGUUAAGAACGCAUGUUCGAAACUUCCGGGAGAUCAGAAAGAAGAAGCGCGAGGAGUGGCAGCAACGGGUGAAGCGGUACAAGCCUCGCUUGUGUCUAAUAUUUCCACCAGGAGCAGCGGCCGUUACUGAGAAGAAAGACGUCAGCAAAGGGGAGGCAAAGAGGUAGUCCGCUUCGAAGCUUUCGUACACUCUUCAAGUCACGGAAAAAUGUCAAAUACUAGUGGUCUCGAUCCAAUCGUUUACAGUGCCAAGGUAGCAGACACUAAGGUACCAGUCACAGUUGUCGCUUUGAAUAUACCUGGCGCUAUAUAUUUGCGCUUUAAAAAAGAGAUUAGGUGACAUGCCAAGAUCCAAUUACCUAAUCUACGUUGGGUGCACAAUCGCCGGAAUGCAUCCAGUGCGAGGUCGAUCAUGUCUGGGGUUGAUUUGUGGAGCUGGAGCGCAGUCCAAGUUGGGUCCUAACCACAAGCUGUAAAUGGUAGUAUCGUGGCGGCUACUCUAUCAAGGUCCACCACUGGAUUUGAUUGAGCAGGUUGCCGGUAUCACAGGCUAUACUUGUCAGGCAUACUGUUUGUCACGAAUAAGACGCGUGAUGACUGUACAUGUAUGAUU
This is a messenger RNA of Klebsormidium nitens, 1664 nucleotides long. NCBI's taxonomy places the organism in Eukaryota, Viridiplantae, Streptophyta, Klebsormidiophyceae, Klebsormidiales, Klebsormidiaceae. The record is from the annotation of a GenBank genome assembly.